CUCCCCGGGGCCCCUCUCCUGCGGGCCCCUGCUGGCUGCCCGGAGAGCGCCCAUGCGGACCCUGUUCUUCCUGGCGGGGUGGGGGCGGCCCUGGCCCGGGACCGGCUGCAGCCGACCACGCUCCGACCUGACCGCCGGGCGCCCGGAAAUUCCAAGGAACCCGGUGGCUUUAGUUCUUCGGCGGAACAGAGUGCGACAUGGGAAAGAAAACCAAGCGGACAGCUGACAGUUCUUCUUCGGAGGAUGAGGAGGAAUACGUCGUGGAGAAGGUGCUAGACAGGCGUGUGGUUAAGGGGCAAGUGGAAUAUCUGCUCAAGUGGAAAGGCUUUACCGAGGAGCACAAUACCUGGGAACCCGAGAAAAACCUGGAUUGCCCCGAGCUAAUUUCUGAGUUUAUGAAAAAGUAUAAGAAGAUGAAGGAGGGAGAAAACAACAAACCCAGGGAGAAGGCAGAAAAUAAUAAGCGGAAAUCCAAUUUCUCCAACAGUGCUGAUGAUAUCAAGUCCAAGAAAAAGCGAGAGCAAAGCAAUGAUAUUGCAAGGGGCUUCGAGAGAGGACUGGAGCCAGAGAAGAUCAUCGGGGCAACGGAUUCCUGUGGUGACUUAAUGUUUCUAAUGAAAUGGAAAGACACGGAUGAAGCUGACCUGGUCCUGGCGAAGGAAGCAAAUGUCAAAUGCCCACAGAUUGUGAUAGCGUUUUAUGAAGAGAGACUGACGUGGCACGCAUACCCCGAGGAUGCAGAAAACAAAGAGAAAGAAGCAGCCAAGAGCUAAAGGGGAGGGGCGCUGUCUUUUCUCUUUGUAUAUAAUCCGUUUACCUUCCCGCCUCCUUCCCUCCUCCCACCCCCUCUAUCCUAAACACAUCCAUAAAAAACGUGCUUAUCACUGUGUUCCACAGGAGAAAUGUUGGUAUUGGUUCUCUUGUAAAAUAACUGAUGGUCUGAUUCAUGAUACGUGUCUCUCCGUGAAGACCAGGCAUCCACAUGCUGUAUGUAACCCCCUCCCUCCGGUUUUUUUUCCUCUGCCCUGACCUCUCCCUUCUGCUCCCCUGUGACCUCUAACUUUUUACUCACCUUCAAGUCUUGAUCUUUUCAGAACCGGUCACUUUUUAGAUUGGGAGAUUUUGUUACAGUGAUGAUGAAUUUGGUUCCUUGAGUUGGUUACUAGAACUUGUUGACGACCUGCUGGCCUUUGUCUUAGAUUGUCGGGACGGAAAAGAGGCUGCCCCUCUUUUCCAAA
Messenger RNA from Sorex fumeus (smoky shrew), 1238 nucleotides. It is a transcript of the gene CBX5, whose product is annotated as chromobox 5. Gene Ontology annotation, biological process: chromatin organization; negative regulation of transcription by RNA polymerase II. Gene Ontology annotation, molecular function: chromatin binding. The transcript is spliced from 5 exons. Lineage: Eukaryota; Metazoa; Chordata; Mammalia; Eulipotyphla; Soricidae. The coding region runs from base 198 to 773 and encodes 191 amino acids. The record is from RefSeq and is a predicted model, not a curated record. Gene Ontology annotation, cellular component: pericentric heterochromatin; nucleus.